Messenger RNA from Toxorhynchites rutilus septentrionalis, 918 nucleotides. RefSeq lists its product as uncharacterized. The transcript has a single exon. The coding region runs from base 1 to 918 and encodes 305 amino acids. Gene Ontology annotation, biological process: DNA integration. Gene Ontology annotation, molecular function: nucleic acid binding. NCBI's taxonomy places the organism in Eukaryota, Metazoa, Arthropoda, Insecta, Diptera, Culicidae. The record is from RefSeq and is a predicted model, not a curated record.
AUGGUUGCGGAUCUUACCACAGCAGCCUUUAUUGCAGCUUUUAAACGAUUCGUCGCCAGGCGAGGAAAACCAGCGGUUGUCUUUUGCGAUAAUGCAACGAAUUUCGUUGGGGCGAGACGCGAAUUGGACGAACUUCGCAAACUGUUUGUGUCACAACAAACCCAGCAAUCUUUAGCGUCUACAGCUGCAGAUUCGGGAAUCGAGUUUAGAUUUAUACCGGCAAGGUCGCCAAAUUUUGGCGGUUUAUGGGAGGCCGCAGUAAAAUCCAUGAAACAGCAUUUAAAAAAAACCAUUGGAAUUAAUAUUGUUACACCAGAUGAGCUUCAUACUGUGUUAGCACAGAUAGAAGCAUGUCUCAAUUCCAGACCCCUAACUCCAGUCAGCAACGACCCCAGCGAUUUGGAUGUUCUAACACCGGGACAUUUUCUGAUCCAGCGGUCACUUAUGGCGGUACCAGAACCGAUGGCUGAAGACGUCCAAGAGCAUCAGCUGUCCCGGUGGAGACGUGCGCAGUUGAUCGUGCACCGAAUUUGGUCCAAAUGGUCAACCGAGUAUUUGGCGAAUCUACAAAAUAGGACGAAAUGGACCAGACAUUGGAAAAAUCUGGCCGUGGGAAUGAUGGUUUUAAUAAAAGAAGAUAAUCUUCCUUGGUCGCAUCACGCAGGUUCACCCAGGUGCGGACGGCAAUGUUCGGGUUGUCACAGUGAGGACCAAGGACAGUACCUUCACCAGAGCCAUUUCAAAGAUUUGCAUUCUACCCAUCGAGGACAACGAAGGAGUAUCACACAACAACAAAUAGUUUCCCCCAGCGGAGGUGCGGAGAGCACCUGCGGGAACCAGCUGGUUCCCGCGUACCAGUUAAGUCGUUAUUAUUUACUAAAUGAUCAAAAAACUCAUGGAAUGUUUCAUCCCCCAUAG